AUGAUUGUCUCCAAGCGGAAACGAUCUCGGGUGGCCUGUGACCCUUGCCGUGAACGUAAGCGCAAGUGUGUCGGCGGCAAUCCUUGUGAGACUUGCGUGAGCUGGGAUUACGAAUGCCACUUUGACGGACAGAAGGAAAAGCGUCAUGUGUCAGUGCAAGAAUCGGACCGUUCAAAGCUAGACGAUGAGCGCCGCGAGCAACAGUCGCUGGAUGAUGCUGAACGGGACCGCGAUACUGUUAUCCGCCGUGUCGAGGCAAACUGUAGCGCAGCAUUUGUGAGGAACAUGAGCCUCAAGAUUAAUCCCACAAGCGCACCAAGGUUUGGUCUGUUUGGUUGGAAUACGGGAGCACGACAGCCAUCCGCUUCAGGAGACGCGUUCACGCCUUUGGCGAUCAACAUGACAUCGCUACAGCACAUAGAAGCUCUAGCACAGGUCUAUUUUGACAAGGUAAACUGUUGCUAUGGUUUUAUUGACCGCGAGAGGUUCUUCAAACGCUUGAAGGCGCGAUGGCAAACGUCCUCGGAACCACACAUAUAUGAUGCUAUUCUUACAGGCGUUGCCGCACUUGGAUCUCUAUUUUCGCAACGAACAGCCACCACCAUUGAGUCGCAGCUAGUUGCAAAAGCGCGCUCUGUUUUGGACGCUCAUCAUCUGACGGAACCCCCGUCCUUGGAUUUUCUGACGGCAUGGACUCUCCGAACUGUGUACCUUCGAAUAACUGACUCUCCCUACGCUACUUGGAUUGCCUCGUCUACACUCAUGCACCUUAUUGAAGUGUCUGAGCUUUAUUCUACACUGCAAUCAGCCAUGCUCCAACGCGACCAACAUGAUGGUGAUGAUGACAACAUUCGAAGACGACUUGUUGGAGUUGCCCGUCACCUCAAUGUGUGGACUUCGUACGAUUUGGGCCUACCACGAGUACCCUACCAAGAAAAGGAUUUGCUAGUCUAUGAUUUGCGAGAUCCCGGCAAUUAUACCGCAGAAAUUCUGUCUCUGUUGCCCGCCUCGGUCGGUCUAGACCCAGGCAAGCCCACAGAUGGGAGCAAUCUUAUCUCGACUCUCUCUGAACUCCUGAAAAGCUCUCACACCCAACCGCCAUCGACUAUGGCGCAAUCAAAUCUUGUUCUUUGUGUGCUUCGACGCAUAUAUGCACAGGCGGUGGAUCUUUCCCCUGCCAUGGUGGACAAAGUCCUAGCACUAUUUCGAAAAGCUUUGAGCUGCGCACAGGAGCUGGUCAGAGAUUGCUCACCUUGGCAUCAAGUGGUGAACGUUCCAUUCCAAAUCGUUUGUUUCCUACUGGUCAUGGACACCCGUUCAUCGCUUUCUUUGCUGCCUGAUGCUUUGGACACUCUCAAUUUGACAGCCUCAUUCUACAAGACAGACACUAUGAAGGACGCUUGUAAUGCGGCCAGAUUACUUGUUAGGCUACAGCAGCAAAGGAGAAAAGAGGAUGUAGCUAUAUUUGACGAUGCCCUCAAGGCCUGUCGCGGAGUAGAGAACGAUACAGCUGCACCGAUGACUGCAAAUGGGGCUGACCGAAAUUGGUUUGGGGCCUUCUUCGCAGAUCUGUCAACUCAACAAAUGAGUGAAUUCGAACAAGUCAUGGUCCCUGGCAUGCUAGACGGACCAACAUUGCUUGGUGGAUAUGACAACAAGGUUCUCAGUUUUGCUUACGGCUCAAUGGUGCCGGCGACUUCAUUUCCGCAAAGUGGUGGUCCAUCUCUAGCAGCAUGA
Trichoderma breve is the source of this 1737-nucleotide messenger RNA. Its product is annotated as fungal zn(2)-Cys(6) binuclear cluster domain-containing protein. The transcript has a single exon. Bases 1 to 1737 code for a protein of 578 amino acids. Gene Ontology annotation, molecular function: DNA-binding transcription factor activity, RNA polymerase II-specific; zinc ion binding; DNA binding. The record is from RefSeq and is a predicted model, not a curated record. NCBI's taxonomy places the organism in Eukaryota, Fungi, Ascomycota, Sordariomycetes, Hypocreales, Hypocreaceae. Gene Ontology annotation, biological process: response to xenobiotic stimulus; DNA-templated transcription; regulation of DNA-templated transcription.